ACCUUGAUACAUAGUUUCUUCUCUCUCUAGAUUUGUAUGGGUUGGUGGCUGCACAAAGUUUCUCGCUCUAGACUGUAUUCCAAAAAGUGAGACAGGCCGCCCCCUUUCUCUCUCGACCUUUCCUUUCCGAACCGAAGAAAAGACGGAGACGGAGACGGAGACGGAGACGGAGAAGCAAAGCAGGACCGACAAAUGGAGGCCGUGAUGCCCAUUUACUCUCGCUCCUCCUAGAGAGAGAGAAAGGGGGGGCCAUGGCGGGGUCAUUUCAUCCGUCUUCUGCAACAGCAAACGGGCACCCAGGAGUGAGAACCACUUCCUCCUCCUCCUCCUCGGCCUCUCUCAAGGGUUGCUGCUGCUGCCUUUUUUUCCUCCUCAUCUUGCUCGGCCUAGUGGUGGUGGCGGUGUGCCUUGUAAUUAUACUGGCCGUUCGCCCCAAAAAGCCACAGUUUGAGCUCCAAGCCGUCCAGGUCCAGUACCUCUUGGUGGAGCCGCCGCCCCAAUCCCCUUCUUCUCCUACCUCUCCAUCUCUCUCAUCGUCUUCCCCGGUGUUUCUCUCUCUAAAUAUCUCCAUGUUUUUCACUGCUCUGAACCCCAAUAGGGUUGGGAUUAAGUAUGGGCCGUCCAAGCUGGACGUGAUGUACAAGGGGGUGCCUCUCGGGGUGGCCAGCGUGCCGUCGUUCUACCAGCCCGCCCACAGCACCACGCUGGUCACCACCACAGUCACCGUCCGAAGGGCUAACAUUUUGCAGGCGGCUGCCCUCGAUCUCGAGCAGGAUGCUACCGUCAACGACCGCGUCGAGCUGCUGCUCACUGGGGAUGUUGCCGCCCAGGUCCGCCUCCUCCAGAUCAACUCCCCACAAGUCAAGGUGUAUGUAGACUGUGCUAUUGUAAUUAGUCCCCGGAAGCAAUCAUUGACGUACAAGCAGUGUGGCGUCAAUGGUCUUAAUGUCUGAAUCAGCUCUCUCUAAUGGAGCCCACCCAUCCAUGAAAUCUUAACAACAUACCAAUUGAAGUCUCCAAGUCAGGACCAAGUGAAGGUCGAGGAUCGAAAGGCAAAGUUAUCACAAUCACGGACCCACAUUGCUUGGGGGCAAGUUAUGGAAGAAUCGGGUGUGCGCUCUCAACUUAUCCUGCGCAAUGCGCCGGAAUUGUCUUAUAGAGAUUGUUUCUUUAUGUAGGAUGUGUGUAUUUAGAGGGCCAUUUUUACUAUAUUUUUCUGGUUCCUCUACAUUGAAGUUAAAGAAAGUUUUGCUUACCUGCAGUUUAGUUCAAUGCUGUUAUUUUCGUCUCAAAAGUUUUGGUCCUCUUUGUGAGCUUGUUGCAGCAGCUGCUAAAAAAAAAUGCAGUUUGUUUAUCAUGUAGAAGGUGAUUUGGAAUCAUUUAAUUUGCUAUUUUUGCAACGAGAAAUCAUCCUUUUACUGGCUA
This is a messenger RNA of Amborella trichopoda, 1425 nucleotides long. RefSeq lists its product as uncharacterized. NCBI's taxonomy places the organism in Eukaryota, Viridiplantae, Streptophyta, Magnoliopsida, Amborellales, Amborellaceae. Gene Ontology annotation, biological process: defense response to other organism. Gene Ontology annotation, cellular component: plasma membrane. The record is from RefSeq and is a predicted model, not a curated record.